AUGCUUCAUCAUUUAUCUGAUAUUCACUUGUCCUCCUGUGAACUUGCUGAACUUCCCCCUCUUGAUGGUCUCCCUUCUGCAAAUUUUACUUCUCUUUCUGUCCUUGAUCUUUCUUGGAACGACUAUUUUAAUUCUACUUUACCAGAUUGGCUCUAUAGUCUUCACAGUCUCACGUACCUUGAUCUUAGCUUUAAUAGCUUUCGCGGCACAGUUUCAUAUUCCAUUGCUAACCUCACUUCACUGCAUGAGUUGUACCUGCAUUACAAUGGCCUUGAAAAAGAAAUUCCAAAAUCUGUGGGAGUGGGACAUCUCUGCAACUUGGAAAUUUUAUUCUUGCCAAACAACAGAUAUUCAGUGGCGAAGUAUCCAGAUUUCUGGGAACUCAUCUCAAUGCAUCAAGGACAGUCUGGUGUCACUACGUCUGGAAUGGAAUCAAUUGAAUGGCACGAUUCCAGAAAGCAUUGGACGUGUCUUUGGAAACUAGAACUUCUGGGCAUCUCGGAUAAUUCCUUCCAUGGUGUUCUCUCAGAGCUGCACUAUGCCAACCUUACGAGGCUGAAAGUAUUGAAAGCACCUUCGAACUCAUUGGUUUUGAAUUUUCUUGACCUCUCAAACAAUCUUCUAUCAGGGAACAUUCCUGAUUGUUGGAUGAAUUGGCCAUCACCGAGAGUUAUAAAGUUAGUGAGCAAUAAACUGACUGGGAACCUCCCAAUCUCCCUUGGUUCUCUAAUUGGGCUCCAACCUCUGCACUUACGCAAUAAUAGUCUUACUGGAGAGUUACCCUCCUCUUUGAGAAUUUAUACUGAGUUGACAACCAUUGACAUCAGUGGGAAUGAAUUAUCUGGAAGAAUACCCAUUUGGGUGGGACUAAACCUAGAACGUCUAAUUGUUCUAGGUCUACGUUCCAAUAAGUUCAGUGGAAGUAUCCUCCAGAACUUUGUCAUCUCAUUGAUCUUCAAAUACUGGACCUUGCAGAUAACAAUUGAUCAGGAACCAUACCAGGGUGUUUCAGCAACUUUAGUGCUAUGGCAUCAAAUCAGAAGUCAAUUUACUAUAUUGGUUAUGUCACUAGUUAAAAUGUAA
Nelumbo nucifera (sacred lotus) is the source of this 1083-nucleotide messenger RNA. The record is from RefSeq and is a predicted model, not a curated record. Lineage: Eukaryota; Viridiplantae; Streptophyta; Magnoliopsida; Proteales; Nelumbonaceae.